AUUGAUGCAUGCCUCAGGAUAUGGGGCAGUAUAGGUCCAUUAUAAAAGGCAGCCCAGCUCCUUGCUUUCUCAUCCACUACUCUAGCCACCUUCUUCUUCGGAGCCAGGUGCACAUUCAUCCCCGAGACAUGUCCUGCUGCAACCCAUGCGUGCCAUGCCGGCCCUGUGGCCCAACUCCUCUGGCCAGCAGCUGCAAUGAGCCCUGUGUCAGGCAGUGCCAGGACUCCAUCAUUGCCAUUGAGCCCUCUCCCGUGGUGGUGAUCCUGCCCGGACCCAUCCUCAGCUCCUUCCCACAGAACACUGUUGUGGGAUCCUCCACCUCCGCUGCUGUUGGCAGCAUCCUCAGCUGUCAGGGAGUGCCCAUCACCUCGGGCGGCUUUGACCUCUCCUGCAUUUCCAACCGCUACUGUGGCAGAAGGUGCACCCCCUGCUAAAGGUGCUGGACACUGCCCCGGACGACGACCCCCACAAUCUCAGGACAUGGUGCUGGACAGAAGAACAGACUCUGUGCUGCUGUUUUCAGAGUAGAUGACCAUGUCUGGCUUGCCCUGUCAGCACAGACAGGAGGGGCCAGCCUGGCUUCUCUGACAACAUGGCCAGUGUCUACCAAUACUCUCUUCCACUCACUCUUUCUCACUCUUCUCUUUGCUGUCUUCUGCUCUCCCCAAAGCUCUCUUUGAAGGUCCCAGAAACCAGAUGAGUGACCUGCCAGCCUCUCUCCUUUGAUGAGCACUUAGGUGGGUGUCCCGUGGCAACUCUGCCAUGGGAAAAGGGCAACAGAUUCUUCUCUGCUCCUGCUGCUCCUGGCACUCGGGGCCUCCACUUGGAGUGAUGCCAUUUCCCUCCUCUGAUUCAAUAAACCUUUGCUGCAUCCUU
Gallus gallus (chicken) is the source of this 876-nucleotide messenger RNA. It is a transcript of the gene CBP8W2A, whose product is annotated as feather keratin Cos1-1/Cos1-3/Cos2-1-like. Gene Ontology annotation, molecular function: structural constituent of cytoskeleton. Bases 9 to 434 code for a protein of 141 amino acids. Gene Ontology annotation, cellular component: intermediate filament. The record is from RefSeq and is a predicted model, not a curated record. The transcript is spliced from 2 exons. Lineage: Eukaryota; Metazoa; Chordata; Aves; Galliformes; Phasianidae.